UAGGGAUUCAUACAGCGAAUCACCGAAAACGUUUGGGUUCAUUAGUCUUCAGGUUGGAUGACGUAUUCUGUUGGAAACGGCUAUGGGAUUAUGCACGGUACCCUUUCUUCUCCGUAGAAAUGAACUACUCAAUCGCACGAUGUUCCAUCACCAUGCUCUCGUUUGUUUAAUAAUUUUAUGACAGUCCUAAAUCCCUGAGCUCGCGCAUUGGACACUUUCCAGAUCAGAUUGUUGACUGACUUCAGGGCUUUGGGUUUUGUGCGCUGCUCCUCGUAGCAAACUCAACAAACGUCACCGAGAACUCGCAACUGGAAUUAGCAAAGUUGUCUAAAGUUGACCGCUUUUCAAGUGGACACGAUUCUUUUUGUUGCACAUGUGGGGUAGGUAGGAUACACAUUUCGGACAAUGUUGAUAUCAUCGUUCAUAUCUCAGAUACGAACUGGUUUGUGCGAAUGUUAUUUGUAAUGCGGAAGGUUAAACCACUGAAAUGCAUUGUACGGACUGUUAUUUAAGACAGCAGAAAAGAUUUAUUUUGAAUCUAUGAAUGCGCACUGCCAAAACAGCGAUAGACAUAAGGGUUCCGCGAACGGGACGUUUCUAAAUCGUGGUGCAGGUGUUACUCCACACAAGGAAAGUGCCAAAGUGGAAUGAGCCCUUGUUUGGAUCUUCAAGAGUGCUGUGGUGUCCCAUGCAAUGAAUGAAAUGUGCAAAAGAGGAUUUUCAGCCCUAACUAUUUAAACUGAGAUCGACCUGGAACUUCCAUGGAAUAAAUCCAGAGCCAUUCCGGCUGUCAAAAUGAGCCUUUGUUUUUACUUUUGGAGGAUCUCGCAAAUAAUUUUUGCUAUGAUUUCAACAGUAGUUACACAAGAACUGAGCCCGGAGCUGGGAGAGAACACCAAGAGCCCCCCUCUGUUCCCCAUGUCCCUCCCCAUCAGCUACCAGGUGCUGGGUGCAGACUACCUCUUCCUGAAGGAGGCCAACCAGGACAUCAUGCAGAACUCCAGCAUGCAGACGCACUCCCAGCCUCUCGUCCUCCUGCAGGCCACCCGGCCGCCCUCCAUCAACGCCAGCUACGGGCCGCUGUCCGUGGCCCGGGCCGUGCCGCUCGACCUGGUCCAGACGGUCCGGCUCUUCCGCUCCCCCAGGGCCUCCACCUUCAGCUGGAAGAUCCAGGCCUUCGUGCUGACCCGCCGGGUCCUCUCCUCCGCGCCGAAGGUGCGGGUGCUCUUCUACGUGGCGGGGAGGGAGUGGGACGGCGGCGAGGCGGGCGCAGACGACGAGCUGCCCUGCGUGACGGUGUUCGCUUUCUGGCAGACGCAGGAGGUGAGGGGCUCCUGCUCCCUGGGGGGGCAGAGGGGGACCUGCCUGGCGGAGCUGGAGCCCCCGGCCGGCUGGUUCAGCCCGGCCGAGGAGACCUCCAGCAGGGAGAGGCAGGGGCCGGAGGAGGGCAACGCCGUGGAGCUCUACUACCGAACGCGCCCAAGCUCCCGCGGGGGGCGCAGCGGCGAGGGCGGGGGGCGGCGUGGCGGGGCCCGGCCGCCGCCGUCGCCCGACGAGGAUUACGCCACGCCCAUGCUGAGGAUCGGCAGCGUGCGCCUCCUGCAGGUGGCCCGGGGAAACGCGUCCGUCUCUCAGCUCAAGCUCGGAGACUCGAUCAUCAUACAGACGUCCUCCAAGCCGUUGAAGAAAACGGACAUCACCACCUUCUACGUGUUCAUGUCCAGCUCCUCCUCCUUGGACAAAUUUACGCUCAAAGCCACUGUGAAGAAAGGCAUGUCUUUCUGCACAGCCACGCCCAGCAACUCACUCCUCUGGGACACCACCCUAGACACUGGGGCAGAUGGCACCAUCUCCAUUGUGUGCCAGAAGAAGACCACCACUCCCAGGAAAAGGUUGGAGGGCAACCUGAGGGAGAUCCUGCAGCUGGACUUUGAAGCCGAGGAACUCAGUGGGCAUUCUGAGAGCCAAGUGAUCACGUGGCGGCUGGAGUUGCCAGGGAAGGCCAAGGCGGGCCAUGAGGGCACCAUGAGGAUCUACACCACUCAAAGGGACUUUGUGGGCCUGGCUCCACUUGUAACGGACACAGAGAUCCUAAACACAGCGGUGCUAACCGGGAAGAGGGUUACGGUGCCAGUGAGGACGGUGGCAGUCGAGCAGGAUGGAUCUGUCACUGACGUCUCCGAGUUCACAGACUGCCGGUCGACCAACGAGGACAUCCUGAAGGUGUCGGACAGGUGCGACUACGUCUUCGUGAACGGGAAGGAGAUGAGGGGCAAGGUCAAGAUGGCGGUGAACUUCACCUACAGCUACCUGAGCGCCCAGCUGGAGAUGACCGUGUGGAUCCCCCGCCUCCCCCUGCAGAUCGAGGUGUCCGACUCCGAGCUCAGCCAGAUCAAGGGCUGGAGGGUGCCCAUCGUGGCCAGCAAGAGAACCAGCUGGGACAGCGAGGAAGAGGAUGACCGCAAAGGGAAGGGCUGCAUGCUGCAGUUCCAGCACGCCCUGGUCCGGGUGCUCACGCACUUCGUGGCCGAUCGGUCGGAGCCGCGCGAGCAGCUGGCCUACUUCCUGGGGGAGGACUGGCAGGUGGACGUCACCAAGCUGGUGCGCUACUUCCUGAAGGUGGGGGACCCGCGCGUCGCCCGGCUCCAGGCGGGGAGGGUGCUGUCUGGCCGGGAUUUCGGGGUCACCACCGUCCAGGUGAUGUCCCCCCUAUCAGACUCCAUCCUGGCUGAGAAGACAGUGACGGUGCUGGAUGACAAAGUGACCAUCACAGAGCUGGGUGUGCAGCUGGUCUCUGGCCUCUCCCUCUCCCUGCAGCUCAGCCCAGGAAGUAACAGGGCCAUCGUUGCCACGGCUACCACGCAGGAAGUGCUGCAAAGAUCUAAACAGGAAGCAGUGAUCAGCUCCUGGAUCCAGUUCAGCGACGGUUCCCUGACGCCCCUGGACAUCUACGAGCCCAGCUGCUACACGCUGGCAGUGACGUCGCUGGACGAGGGCGUGGUGUCGGUGCGCAGGUCCCCGGCGGCGGUGGUGGCGGAGGGCGAGGGCCAGGGGGCGCUGUUGAGGGUCGAGCUCUUAAUCACGGAGCCGUGCCAGAAGUCCAAGCGCAAGAGCACGCUGGCGGUGGGCAGCAGCACCCUCAAAGUAAGCUUCCAGCCCGGGGGUCAGCGCCCGAGUAACCGUAGCAACAGCGGCGGCAGCGACUACGGCAGCGACAGCGAGGAGCUCGGCGCCGAACGCAAGCGGAAGCCCCAGAGGGGCCCGACCAACCGCUCAGCGACGGAGCGCGAGGAGAGCGCCAUGCGCAAGGUCACCACCACCGCCCGGUCGGCCGCGCCGGACCUGGCAGCGAGCAGGGAAACGGGCGGCGACGGCAUGGGCGCCGGGGGCAACGUGGGCAACAUUGUGAAUGCGGGAAACACCAGGCCUGGGAGCACUGCCGGGGGGGGGAACGAGGGGGUGGGCAACAGAGAUGGCAGCGUCGUCGGGCGGGGCCCGGGAAAGGGCCACGGCAAUCUGGUGGACUACACCGGCUUCCCGUCCCAGGUGGAGGUGCCCGGGCGGAAGGAGGCCGGGGAGGAGGAGGAGGAGGAGGAGGAGGGGAAUGGUCUGACGCAGGCCUCCCGCCCCCUGACGGACCUGGAGAUCGGCAUGUACGCCCUGCUGGGGGUCUUCUGCCUGGCCAUCCUGGUCUUCCUCGUCAACUGCACCUCCUACGCGGUCAAGUUCGGGCACAAGCGGGCCCCGGCGCAGGACCAGGAGCCGCGCGGGCACCGCCACGACUGGGUGUGGCUGGGCACCGACGCCGAGCUGGUGAUGAACGUGCCGGGCACCCCGCCCCCCCAGGACAGCUACAGCACCACCGUCAUCGACAUCGCGCCCGCCGCGGACAUGACGGCCUCCCUGGGCCGGGGGGCCGGCUGUGAGCCCCAGGCCGAGGCCCCCGUGGGCUGCAUGGGGUCCCUCAGGGCCAAGGCCGGCGGGGGCGAGCCCGUGCACUCCCCCACCAGCAAACGCAAGAGGGUGCAGUUCACCACCUUCGCCUCGCUCGACCGACGCCGCACCUCCGACGCCAAGCCGAAGGAGAACGCCCAAGACAUCCAGUGGGUUGGAAAGGAGGAGGACCUUGAGGAGCCCCAAGUGCCCACCGUGGACCGCCUAUGACCGUCUGUGACGGUCCAUCCAGUGUCCAGUGUCCAUUCACCUGGAUGCCUUCCGUCAGUGGGAAAGGACAGGAGCACGUGGCUAACAGCAAAGAUCACCACCCCUGGGGAUAAGAACAUUCACUACAACGACCUCUCUGGGAACCUUGCUUUGCCUGAGUCUGCCUGAGGGGCCUGCUGCAAACAAGCUGCUCUGCUCUGGGACCCUGAGCCGGCCAGCCUGUCUGUCACACGCUGCAUUUAUAAUGUAAUAGGCUUAAGACGGAGUCAUGUCAGUCAUGUCGGCUGCUGACUGGUGCGCAGGACGGGCAGAGGGGAAUCUGAUUCAUGUAGCAGAGGAGUGUGCUGGAGGGGCACAAGCGCCAAUCACUCUGCCAGGACCACACUGUGUUGACAUCUCCCCUUAUUAGAACUGGACACACGCACAUGUGUGCACGCACACACAUGCACAGGCACACAUAUGCGCACAAACACGGACACACACACUCACACACCCACUCACUCAUGCUUGUAUCCAGUUUAACAAAACUAUGGUACGCAUGACAGUGUUAACACCAACAGUACGCAACCAGGAGACACGGCUAAAUAAGGGAUUGUUUUAUAUCUGUAAUUGUCAAUAUUGUAUAGGAUUAUUUGCUCUUUUAAAUUUAUUUGACUUUCUGACAUUGCUACUUUGUGUGUACAGCCUGAUAUGAUUUCUUAUUAAAACUAGAAGACUGAAUAAAUUUUACUUUCUUUG
Anguilla rostrata (American eel) is the source of this 4902-nucleotide messenger RNA. Its product is annotated as transmembrane protein 132C. Bases 796 to 4164 code for a protein of 1122 amino acids. The transcript is spliced from 9 exons. The record is from RefSeq and is a predicted model, not a curated record. Lineage: Eukaryota; Metazoa; Chordata; Actinopteri; Anguilliformes; Anguillidae.